UAGUCGCAAUCAAUAAUCUCAGCAAAAGAAAAUUUUCCAACAGAGCCCACUAGCUACUUCUUGUUCUUAUAAAUGUAGGAUGGCCGGCGAGGGAUAUGCUCUCCAAAAGCUGUUCGUUCUCAAGCAGUUCUCUCUAAAAUAAUUUUAGAAGAAAAGAAAACCACUUCGAAAGGUUUUGUUUUAAUCCUUGAGUUGAGCUCUCUUAGCUAGUUAAUUAUCACUCCUAUCCUUAGUUCAGGUAAAGUCGCCACCGUCCACAAUCUUUAGCCAUGGAGAUUGAUCAGCCAACAAUUCAACAGAAAGCCGGGCAUUUUACACGUGCAUGGAGCUGGUUCAAGGCCAAGGCUAUAAAAGUUGCAAAAAGUACCAAAAAACUUGGAGAAGAUGACCCAAGAAGAGUCAUUCACUCCCUAAAAGUGGGAUUAGCUCUCACAUUCGUGUCCUUCUUCUAUUAUUCUAGACCUCUCUAUGAUGGUUUUGGGCAGUCAGGGAUGUGGGCUGUGUUAACUGUGGUUGUAAUCUUUGAGUUUACAGUAGGUGGAACUUUGAGCAAGGGUUUGUACAGAGGCUUGGCAACAUUCCUUGCCUGUGCUCUAGGGUUCGGAGCUUCGAACUUGGCCAGUCUUUUUGGAAGGAAAGCACAGCCCAUUGUCCUUGGGAUCCUUGUCUUCCUAUUAGCGGCAGCGUCUACAUUCACACGGUUCUUCCCACGAAUCAAGGCAAGAUAUGACUAUGGAGUCGUGAUAUUUAUACUAACAUUCAGUUUAGUAUCUGUUUCGGGGUAUCGAGUUGAAAAACUCUUAGUCCUGGCACAUCAAAGGCUGUCAACAAUACUCAUAGGUGGAGCGAUUUGCAUACUUUUAUCGUUCAUUUUUCCAGUUUGGGCCGGUGAGGAUCUUCAUAAGUUGGUCGCUUCCAAUGUAGAAAAGCUUGCAAAAUACCUAGAAGGUUUUGGAGGUGAAUUUUUCCAGCCUUUAGAGGAUGGAAGGAAUGUUAAGGUCUCCAACACUGAUAAAUCAUUUCUUCGAGGAUAUAAAAAUGUCCUAAACUCAAAAUCCACUGAAGAAUCCAUGGCAAAUCUAGCAAGAUGGGAACCUAGACAUGGCCGUUUUGGUUUCCGGCAUCCAUGGAAACAAUACCUGAAGAUUGGAUCCCUCUCACGUCAAUGUGCUUACCAGAUUGAAGCUCUUGAUGCCUACAUCAACUCUCAUAACCAAGCACCACUGAAAUUCCGAUGCAAAAUCCGAGGACCGUGUACAAGGAUGAGUAUAGAAUGCAGCAUGGCGCUGGAAUCAUUGGCCUCAGCUAUCAAAACAAUGACUCUUCCAUCUUCAGCAAAUGUCCAUGUGGAGAACUCGAAAAAUGCCAUCAAGGAUCUCAAAAUUGCUAUUGAAACUGUCUCAUUGGACCAGGAUCAAGACCUUCUAGCAAUUGUACCAGCUGCAACAGUUGCUUCAAUAAUAAUUGAGAUUGUUAAAUGCGUGGAAAAUUUAUCUGAAUCAGUGCACGAGCUCUCUAAUCUAGCACACUUCAAGAGUGUGGAACCGACUGUGUCCCUAGAGAAACCGCAGUUUCUUCACCGGGGAAGCAUAAAACCUGUUUUAGAAGGUGAUGCUGACCGUGUUAUUAUUGCAAUAGACGGGAAGUCUGCGGAUUCACCAGAAAGUGAGAAUACUCAAGGUCCAAUGCCUGGUCAGCGUCUGGAGGUGUAAAUAUUUUACACUGACAAACAUGCAAUCUAUUGCGACGGAAGUCAAUAUUAUUUAACAAAAUUCUCCUAUUAUAUUAACUCCUCCUUUGUAAAACGUCUGAAAAUGAAAUCGAAAUUGUGGAAAUUAAUAAAACAGUAUACUUUUUCGCGAAAUUA
This is a messenger RNA of Populus trichocarpa (black cottonwood), 1867 nucleotides long. Its product is annotated as aluminum-activated malate transporter 8. NCBI's taxonomy places the organism in Eukaryota, Viridiplantae, Streptophyta, Magnoliopsida, Malpighiales, Salicaceae. Gene Ontology annotation, cellular component: plant-type vacuole membrane. Bases 270 to 1712 code for a protein of 480 amino acids. Gene Ontology annotation, biological process: malate transport. The transcript is spliced from 6 exons. The record is from RefSeq and is a predicted model, not a curated record.